Molecule: messenger RNA, 1524 nt
Organism: Symbiodinium sp. CCMP2592
Lineage: Eukaryota; Dinophyceae; Suessiales; Symbiodiniaceae
Source: the annotation of a GenBank genome assembly
AUGUCACCCAUGGCAAGGACAGGAGUCGCUGCCCUAGGUGCAGCAGCUUGGACACGCUGUCGCGUGACUCCGACAACAAAAGGUGAUUUCUGUCCGACGCUUCCGCUGGCUGCGGCGCAUUCUGCACAGCGGCUGGCUGAGCGACAUGCGGUUCGAGGCUUGCUUUUGCGGGGGAAGGUCUUUGCAAGCACAACUCCGGCCGUGCAAGAUAUCGGUGCCGCGUCGAUCUGCAUCCAGCUGGAGGAGCAGGGUGGAGGACGCCCGGUGGAAUUGUUGGAUGGUGGCUACUUGGUGGCCCUUCGGCCAGAAGGUAGAAGCACCGGCUUCCUGCCAGCUGUAGCUGGCGUGCCCGGGCGACAAGGCCUCGACCGUGCGGGGCGUUCUCGCAUCGGACUGGCAGAAUGUUUAGUGAUGGCAAGGCCCGUUCGGCUGGCAGACGAUGAGGAAGGACAUGUGACUUUUCUCCAUGAUGCAGCUCUCCGAGGCUGGCUGUCAGACGAAAAGAUCCUGGAUGUCGUGUUGUUGGCUCGAGUGACCGACUUCUUCCUAGGCCUCAAUGCAGGGACUUGGCUUCGCAUACGCAUCAGCGACAUCGCAUCCGCCUCUGCCAGGUGGCUUGCUGAUGCCAGCUGUCUGGGCGAUUCAGGCACCUUCGAGGAGCUCUUGAAUGCAGCAGGCCUGGAUCUGGCCAACGAGGUCGAACCUCCGCCUGAUGAUGCUUCACAGCUUUGGCACUUCUGGGGCGGCGGAGGCAACACCGGCAUGUCUGGCCAGAUGACCAACAACCCAGAGCUCGCACACUCGGAGAAUGAGGAGACACAUGUGUUCCACUUCUCGCACAAGGGUGUUGCUGUUUCAGUGUCAGAACGGCGGCAGCAGCCGAAAGAUCCGUUAGCAACAGACUACACCGGAGACUUGGUCUGGCCCACAGCGGUGGCCUUCAGCAGAUACCUCUGCGAGAAGCACUGCUUGGAAGGUGCGCGAGUUCUGGAUGUGGGUGCCGGGACCGGCCUCGUGGGGCUCCUGGUGCAUCGGAUGGGAGCAAAGACCGUCACCUUCACCGACGUGCCUCGCGUCAUCCCGUUGUUGUCCAGGAAUGUGGCCUUGCAUUGCCUCCCCGAUGCGACCAGAAAGGCGGGUCCAACCGAAAAGCAAGCUGGAGAAGCCAUUGUCCGGCCUCUUCUUUGGGGGGAGGCUGAAGCCGAGGCCCUGGUCCAAGAGCGAGGUCACUUCGAUCUGGUUCUUUGCUGUGAAGUCGUUUACCAGCAGCCUCAGCAGGUCUGGCAGGCUUUGCAAGCCGUGUUGAAGCGAGUGCUGGCGCGACCUGGAGGCCGAGUUGUCUUUGCUUAUCAGCAUCGUGACGGUGCGGAGGUGACCGACGCGCAGUUCUUCGAAACACUCGAGGAGGCAUGCGGCGUGCGCCUCGAGAGCGAGGAAUCGUUGAGUGUAUGGGAUGAUGCUUGGGAUGACAUCGACUUCCGCUGGGUCAGGACGUACGUGGCCACCGCGGCCGCGCAACUGUAG